Dissoconium aciculare CBS 342.82 is the source of this 504-nucleotide messenger RNA. RefSeq names its product signal peptidase I. The transcript has 2 exons. NCBI's taxonomy places the organism in Eukaryota, Fungi, Ascomycota, Dothideomycetes, Mycosphaerellales, Dissoconiaceae. Gene Ontology annotation, molecular function: serine-type endopeptidase activity. Gene Ontology annotation, cellular component: membrane; signal peptidase complex. The record is from RefSeq and is a predicted model, not a curated record. The coding region runs from base 1 to 504 and encodes 167 amino acids.
AUGCAGCCGCGGCAGCUGGCCGCCCAGGUGCUCAACUUCGCCCUCGUCCUCUCCACCGCGUUCAUGCUCUGGAAGGGCCUCUCCGUGGUCUCGGACUCGGCCUCGCCCAUCGUCGUGGUGCUCUCCGGCAGCAUGGAGCCGGCGUUCCAGCGGGGCGACCUCCUCUUCCUGUGGAACCGGGGGCAGGAGACGCAGGUGGGCGAGGUGGUGGUGUACAACGUCCGGGGCAAGGACAUCCCGAUCGUGCACCGGGUCAUCCGCAGAUUCGGCGGCGGGACCGAACCUCUCCAGCUGCUGACCAAGGGCGACAACAACGCUGCGGACGACACGGAGCUGUACGCGCGAGGCCAGAGCUACCUCGACCGGAAGGAGGACGUCGUGGGCAGCGUGGCGGGCUACGUGCCGUACGUGGGAUAUGUGACGAUCCUGCUGAGCGAUUACCCGUGGCUGAAGACGGCCAUGCUGGUGUUCAUGGCGGUCACGGUGGUGUUACAACGAGAAUAA